GAUCUGCUCACCAUCGUUUAUGGACAUAUCUGAUGCAGCGCUGGGGAAACUGGUCCUGGUGACUACUUCAACAGUCUUCAUUCUGAUUGUCUUUUGGUUAAAUACACACCCUUUUAUAGACCAAGAUCUCGCCAUCUAUAACUGGAUACCGGACCCGCAGUGGUUCCUUCUGUUCUGUGCUGUUUGGGGUCUCUUCUUUAUUGGGGGUCUCAUGUCAUUCACCGUCUACCACAUAUAUCCAUACCUCUAAAGUGUAAAAAAACGAAAUACAAAUAAAGUUCAAAAUACAAUGGCAAAAUACAACAAAGAUGAAUGGAUCGUAAUAGGCAUAUCCGGUGUGACGUGCGGAGGAAAAACGACUCUAGCGAACAGACUGAAAGAUGUAUUGAGGCCUGUGUAUGUUUUUCAUCAGGAUAAAUAUUUCUACUCUGAUGAUAGUCCUCACCAUGUGAAGUGUGAAGGUAUGGAUCAUAAUAAUUAUGAUAUCCUGUCAGCGCUGGAUAUGCAGGCCAUGUAUGAUGACGUGAUAGAGACAAUGAGCGGAAGGGACAAGUCACACGGGUCGUGUGUUAGCAGGGAUACUGGAAAGUUGGAGGUCGAUGGGAAGAAAUGUCUAAUCGUCGAAGGAUUUACUGUUAUGAACUAUAAACCUAUUUUGGAGUUGUGUAAUUUGAGGUACUACGUGGUGCUGGAGUACGGCGAGUGUAGUUCUCGACGCAGCCUGCGAGUGUACGACCCGCCCGACGUGCCGGGGUACUUCGAGAGAUGUGUGUGGCCGGAGUACAUCACAUACCGAGCAGAGAUCGAGCAAGACAAACGGGUGAAACUUCUGGACGGCACGCAACCUGAUAACUACGAAACGCUUCUCGCAGACCUCAAGACGCUAGGAGUUAAAGAAAUAUGCUGAUAUUCGGGACUUAAGGAUUUCUACUGGUAUAUACAUUCUAUUCUCGACUAGCUACUCGGCCCGGCUUCGCACGGGGCACCUACAUGUAUAUAAACCUUCCUGUAGAAUCACUCUAUCUAUUAAAAAAAAACCGCUUCAAAAUCCGUUGCGUAGUUUUAAAGAUUUAAGCAUACAUAGGGACAGACAGCGACAGCGACUUUGUUUUAUAGUAUGUAAUGAUGAUUGAUACGCUUUCUAGAAAAUGCACUGUAUAUUAGAUUGAUAGAAUUUGUAGCUUACCAGUAUCAUAACAAUUAAAUGGUAACAGGCACUGAUUAGACUAAUUCCUUUUGACAAAAAUGCAAUAGCAUAGCAUAUGCUGGUGGUCAUUAUUCUCCCUAAUUUUAAAAAUCUGCGUAAGUUGCGUACCUUUUUUUAUAUAAAACUAGCUACUCACCCCGGCUUCGCACGGG
This is a messenger RNA of Achroia grisella, 1359 nucleotides long. RefSeq names its product nicotinamide riboside kinase 1. The coding region runs from base 290 to 907 and encodes 205 amino acids. Gene Ontology annotation, cellular component: cytoplasm. The transcript is spliced from 4 exons. Lineage: Eukaryota; Metazoa; Arthropoda; Insecta; Lepidoptera; Pyralidae. The record is from RefSeq and is a predicted model, not a curated record. Gene Ontology annotation, molecular function: ATP binding; kinase activity.